Drosophila simulans is the source of this 438-nucleotide messenger RNA. RefSeq lists its product as uncharacterized. The coding region runs from base 1 to 342 and encodes 113 amino acids. The record is from RefSeq and is a predicted model, not a curated record. The transcript has a single exon. Lineage: Eukaryota; Metazoa; Arthropoda; Insecta; Diptera; Drosophilidae.
AUGGUCGGUCCUUUCAUGCAGGGCCUCUUCUUGAUUGGCAUCAUCUACUGGUAUUCCAAGGGGAUGAUGUCCAUGAUCAACGACUACUACAGAAGUGAGUUCCAGCGGAAGUUGCAGGCGGAACCAGCGAAGACGAAGGCGGAGGCACCCAUCAAUGUGGACAACUUUAUGGAUUAUGUUAGGGAGUUGGACACUCCGGACGAGGUGGCUAGAAGCCCGGCGGAAGGAACUGAAUCUCCGCCUAUAGGAUACACCUAUUGCAACAUACUUUUACGAUUCUUGGAGAUUACCGGCACUCUGCCACCUUUUGAUGUUUGCCUAGUUACGAGCAACAUAAGAUAGCCCAUCCUAUAAUUAAUUAUAAAGUAUCAAUUAUACUUAGUGUAUUUUGUAUGAGUUUCGUAGAAUAAAGUAUGGUACUAAAAACCAUAUUGCAUA